UCCGACUCUGAGGUCCAGCAGCGUUAAAGCAAUGCUUUAACUCUGAAAGUACCCUGAUCACAAACUUGAACGAUCAACAUAAAUGCUCUGCGGACUAAAAUAAUUGUUUAAUCGCUGGGUCAUCGCCUCAUGGCAGAGAUUUUUUAUGUUGGAGUGGACGUGGGCACAGCCAGUGUGAGGGCUGCACUAGUGACCAGGGAGGGCCUGCUGAAGAGCACUGCACAGGAGCCCAUCGGCAUUUGGGAGCCGGAGUCUGACCACUAUGUCCAGUCCUCCACUGAGAUCUGGGAGAAAUGCUGCACAGUUGUCAAGAAAGUUACUCACGGUGUGGAGAAGAGCCAGAUUAGGGGGAUUGGCUUUGAUGCCACCUGCUCUCUAGUGGUUUUGGACCAAAGCUUCCAGCCUGUGCCUGUCAGUCAGGAAGGUGACCCCCAAAGGAACGUAGUGAUGUGGAUGGACCAUCGUGCUACAGAGCAGGCUGAUCGUAUAACAAAAAAUGGCCACAGGGUCCUCAGCAGGGUAGGAGGAGUCAUGUCACCAGAGAUGCAACCCCCUAAGCUGCUCUGGCUUAAAGAGAAUCUAAAGGAGAGCUGCUGGAACAAAGCCAGUCACUUUUUUGAUCUUCCAGACUUCUUGUCUUGGAAGGCAUCCGGCUCUUUAACGAGGUCUUUAUGUACUCUGGUGUGUAAGUGGACCUACUGCCCUCCAGAAGGAUGGGAUGCCAGCUUCUGGACGAGCAUUGGACUGGACGACCUUCUGGAAAAUAACUUCUCCAAAAUAGGCCAGAAAAUGACAUUUUAUACAUUCAGAUAG
This is a messenger RNA of Neolamprologus brichardi, 813 nucleotides long. NCBI's taxonomy places the organism in Eukaryota, Metazoa, Chordata, Actinopteri, Cichliformes, Cichlidae. The record is from RefSeq and is a predicted model, not a curated record.